AGCCUAAGUCCUGCCCUUUGGUCUAUGGUCUCAGCAAGGAGCCCUAAGGGAGUCUACUAACAGGUCUUCAGGGGCGCCCCAGGAACUACUUCCGGAAAAGAGGGUGGGCUACAGGGGUCUCUGUGCACACUGCAUCAUGGUGAGGAAUUUAGACGACCUGGACUUCCAUCUGCCUUCACAUGCCCAAGACAUGCUGGAAGGCCUUCAGCGUCUGCGCUCCCUGCCCAAGCUGGCCGAUGUCACACUGCUGGUCGGGGACCAGGAGCUGCCCUGUCACCGCAGCCUUCUGGCGCUCAAUAGCCCCUACUUCCAUGCCAUGUUUGCUGGAGACUUCACUGAGAGCUUCUUGGCACGUGUGGAACUGCGAGACGUGGAGCCGGCUAUGGUGGGGCAGCUGGUGGACUUCGUGUACACGGGCCGGUUGACCAUCACUCAGGCUAACGUGGAGGCGCUGACCCGCUCCGCCUCACGCCUGAACUUCCCCACUGUACAGAAGGUCUGCGGCCGAUACCUCCAGCAGCAGCUGGAUGCUACUAACUGUCUGGGCAUCUGCGAGUUUGGGGAACAGCAAGGCCUGCUAGGGGUAGCUGCCAAAGCCUGGGCUUUCCUGCGGGAGAACUUUGAGGCGGUGGCCCAAGAGGAUGAAUUCUUGCAGCUGGCAAGAGACCGGCUGGCUACCUGUCUGGCCAGCGACCUGCUGCAGGUACAACCGGAGCAGAGUCGGCUCGAGGCCCUGCUGCGCUGGGUGCGCCAUGACCCCCAGGACCGGGCUGCCCACCUGCCCGAGCUCCUCAGCCUAGUGCACCUGGAUGCCGUGCCUAGGCCCUGCGUGCAACAGUUGCUCGCCACGGAGCCACUGAUCCAGGAGUCAGAGGCGUGUCAGGAGGCCCUGUCCCAGGGCCACAGUGAGGAGCUUCCUGGCCUCCCACAGAAGAUGCAGGAGGUGCUGGUGGUCGUUGGAGGACGGGCGCUGGAGGAGGACGAGGACGGUGGUGAGGAACCCAGCCACCACACUGGGAACUUUGCUUUCUACAACACCAAGGCCAGGCAGUGGAUGGCACUCCCGGACUUCCCUGAUUACCACAAGUGGGGCUUCUCCCUGGCAGCACUCAACAGUGAUGUUUACGUCACAGGUGGCUCACGGGGCACCAAAACAGAUACCUGGUCGACCACCCAGGCCUGGUGCUUCCCACUGAAGGAAGCUAUCUGGAAGCCUGUGGCACCCAUGCUGAAGGCCCGUACGAACCAUGCCAGUACAGCGCUGAAUGGAGAGAUCUAUGCCAUCGGUGGCACCGCCCUGGACGCAGUGGAGGUAGAGCGCUAUGAUCCCUACACGGACAGUUGGGCUCCCGUCGGCCCGGCGCCCAAGUAUGUCAGCAACUUCUCAGCUGCUGGCUGCCAAGGCCGCCUCUACCUGGUGGGCUCCAGUGCCUGCAAGUACAACAUGCUGGCUCUCCAGUGCUACAGCCCUGUGACAGAUGCGUGGAGUGUCAUCGCUUCACCUUUCCUGCCCAAGUACCUGUCCUCUCCACGCUGUGCAGCUCUCAAUGGAGCCCUGUAUCUCAUCGGUGACAACACUAAGAAAGUCUAUGUGUAUGAUCCUGGGGCCAACCUGUGGCAGAAGGUGCAAUCUCAACACAGCCUACAUGAGAACGGUGCAUUAGUGCCUCUGGGUGACCUGCUGUAUGUGACGGGUGGCCGCUGGCAAGGCAUGGAUGGAGACUACCAUGUGGAGAUGGAGGCCUACGACACUGUAAGAGAUGCCUGGGCCCGCCAUGGCUCUCUACCCCGUCUCUGGCUGUACCAUGGGGCCUCUACCAUCUUUCUGGAUGUCUCCAAAUGGACACAGCCCUUCAUCCCCACUGCCCCUCAGGAGCACUAGGGAGGGAGGAGUUCCUGGCUCUGCUCCUCAUUGUCCUGCACAAUGCCACCCCCCCCCAUGUGUGUCCUCUGUCUACUGUGAGUUGCUGCCCCCUCCAAGGCAUGGGCUGGGCUCAGUAUCAGAUGACACAGCUCUGGGGCUAGCAACUUUGUCACCAGUUGUAAGAGCAAGCGAGACCCUGACACUCAGCUCACACAGUGGAGGAGAGGGCUCUGCUGUCCCUGAAGACCCCAGAGAAAGAAGCUAAGGGGUCCUGGACUAUACCCUCAGGGAAAACAGGCCCCGUGGUGGCAGUUCUUCUUGCUCUACCUACCGUGGUUUGGGGGGAGUGGGGAGCUGUGCAAAUGGGGAGUUAAAAUGGAAUACCCCAACAUUGAGCCAGGGCCUCAAGCUUGGAGGCCCAGCCUAGAGCAGGCCAUGCCAUGCUCUUUGACCAUGUCCACAGCUUCCUCUCUCCCCUCUUUCCUCAGAUUCCACAUUCGCCCCACAUGGGGUGGCUGGAUGAAGGCUGGGCUCUCCCCAUCUCUAGCCUCUGUGUGUUGGCACUGUGUUUACAUAGCUGCUUCUGGGAGGAAGGUGGCUCUGCUCCACCAUGGGUACCUCUGACACCAGGAAAGCGGCCCCUGAAGAGAGGCUAGGAAGGCAGGGGAUGCGGUUCAGGGCAGGAGAGUGAGACGGUAGAGGAUUCUCUAGGAGAUCGGUUCCCAAGCUGCCCAGUGCUAAGACAGUUCCUCAUGUUGUAGUCACUUUCGACCAUAACACUGUCUUCAUUGUUACUUCAUAACGAUAAUUUUGCUACUGUUAUGACUAAAAUCAGAUAUGCAGGUCAUCUGAUAAAUGAGUUAAUGUUUGAUAUUCGGGGUAUCUCACACCUGAUCCCUCACCCUGGUCUGCAGGGAUUCUGGGGAUGGCCCUGGGGUGUGUCAAAAGCUUGCUUCCGGGGAUAUGCUGAGAUGGGGUGGAGCUAACAUCUGAUGGACUCUCCUGCCAAUCAUGAUAUGAUUUAACAUGACUCAGACCGUGGUCUCAUGAGGUCAUGCAUUUUUCAGUCUCCACAUCUCUGUCCCUUUGCCCUCUUGCUCUCCUCCAGACGAGGCACCAGAUUUGUAACCAGACAAACAAUAAAGAACUAUCACUG
Molecule: messenger RNA, 3020 nt
Organism: Mus musculus (house mouse)
Lineage: Eukaryota; Metazoa; Chordata; Mammalia; Rodentia; Muridae
Gene: Klhl30
Product: kelch-like 30
Exons: 8
Coding region: 137-1882 (581 amino acids)
Source: RefSeq, marked provisional